AUUGAAUAAGUGUUCAAGUCAGCAUAACAGACCGUUUCUUAAAAAGUUAAAAUGCAGAAAUUUACUGCUUUACUGGUUUUGUUCCUCACCAUUGCUGUGGUGAACUGUAUCGUCUGCCCGAAAGAAGACCCCUGUAAAUUCGUUAAAUGUGAAGACCACGGUUUGUGUUCCGAAAAAAAUCAAGAGGUCAGAAAAGGUGGUUACUGUGACUGCUGUAAUGUUUGUUUUACUGUACUAAAGGAAAAUGAGUCUUGUUUUGCUUCAAUACUACGUAAUGUACCCCAAACUAAAGUCUGCGCGGAUGGACUUGUAUGUCAUGAAAGAAAAUGUAUUAAAAAAGAAAAUUACAUCAAACUUUUAAAGGAUAAACAUUUAAAUUAAAACAAAAAAUGAUUUAUUAAAUAUAUAUUUGUAUAGGUA
Molecule: messenger RNA, 420 nt
Organism: Brassicogethes aeneus
Lineage: Eukaryota; Metazoa; Arthropoda; Insecta; Coleoptera; Nitidulidae
Source: the annotation of a GenBank genome assembly